AUGGUAUUCUUGAAGUUCCUCUGGAUGGGUUUCUUCUGCCACCUGUGUCAGGGCUACUUCGACGGCCCUCUCUACCCGGAAAUGUCCAAUGGGACCCUGCACCACUACUUCGUGCCCGAUGGGGACUAUGAGGAGAACGAUGACCCUGAGAAGUGCCAGCUGCUCUUCAGGGUGAGUGACCAACGGCGUUGCUCCCAGGGGGAGGGGAGUCAGGCCAGCAGCCUGCUGAGCCUCACCCUGAGGGAGGAGUUCACUGUGCUGGGCCGCCAGGUGGAGGAUGCUGGGCGCGUCCUGGAGGGCAUCAGUAAGAGCAUCUCCUACGACCUGGACGGGGAAGAGAGCUAUGGCAAGUACCUGCGGCGGGAGUCUCACCAGAUCGGGGAUGCCUACUCCAACUCGGACAAGUCCCUCACUGAGCUGGAAAGCAAGUUCAAGCAGGGCCAGGAGCAGGACAGCCGGCAGGAGAGCAGGCUCAAUGAGGACUUCCUGGGGAUGCUAGUCCACACCAGGUCCCUGCUGAAGGAAACACUGGACAUCUCUGUGGGGCUCAGGGACAAAUAUGAGCUGCUGGCGCUCACUAUCAGGAGCCAUGGGACCCGGCUAGGGCGGCUGAAAAACGACUAUCUUAAAGUGUAGACGGAAGUGCACAUUGCCAGAGAGCAGGAAUCCAACAGCUCCUUUGUGGAGGCUGGGGAAUGGAAAUGGGGGCUCACGAUUCCCUUAUACUUAUUAUUUUUAUAGUUCAGAUUUGCACUUUGAGAAUGAAUCUGAGGUUAUCUAAAAUAAAAGAAAGAAAAAGUGAGAAUGGAGUGGUUUUUUGUUUUGUUUUUGCACAUUAUUUAUGUGAUUGCUAUUGAUUUAUGGCCUCGGAAGAAAAAGGUAAAGCAAUGCCUCCUGCCUUUCCAAGAGGGCUUUAUAACU
This is a messenger RNA of Trichechus manatus latirostris (Florida manatee), 921 nucleotides long. RefSeq names its product fin bud initiation factor homolog (gene FIBIN). The record is from RefSeq and is a predicted model, not a curated record. NCBI's taxonomy places the organism in Eukaryota, Metazoa, Chordata, Mammalia, Sirenia, Trichechidae. Bases 1 to 636 code for a protein of 211 amino acids. The transcript has a single exon.